CACAAUUAAUAGCCUUCAAAAUUACUAAUAAAAAUAAAGAGUUUCAAAGACAAAAUUAUAGAUACAACUAUAAUGCAUCGUUAUUACUUUGUAAGCCAGUAUUUUUAAAACUUUGUGGAAUAAGUGAUCAUUUCCUUUUAGCAAUUCAAAAACAUUUACAAGAAAAAGGAUUAACUGAAAGAACUCACGGAAAUACUGGACGUGUACCUAAAUUAAAAAGUAAAGUAUUCCUUGAUUCUAGCAUUACAUUUCCAGUUAAAUGUUUUUUAGAACAAUACGGAAAUAUUAAUGGACUUCCUUCUCCUAUGCGACAUAAAAAUGAGUCAGAACCGUUUAUUUAUUUGCCUACAGGAAAUACAUAUACUUCAGUUUAUAAUGAGUUUAAAAAACAUUUUAAUAAUGAAAAUAGUGAAAAUACAAAAAUUAUUUCUUAUUUUACAUUUAGAAAGCUUUGGCACGAAAUGAUUCCUCAUCUUAAAUUUCAACCACCUGCAAGUGAUCUUUGCGAAGUUUGUGAAACUUUUAAAGCUAAAUUAGUAGUAGCAAAAUCGGAUAUAGAAGAAUAUAAUAAAAUUAAAACUCAAUAUGAUCAACAUUGCAUUGCAGCGGAUCGAGAAAGGCAACACUAUAAUGAUAAUAUAAAUAAGAGCGCAAAAGAUUUAUCAAUUGCGCAUGUUUGUUACGAUUGGGCACAAUGUGUAUCAAUUCCAUAUUCACCGCAACGAGUAGGGGCAAUUUACUUUAAAAAUCCAUUUUCUGUACAUUUAUUUGGAGUAUGUAAAACAGAAGGCGGUCAAAAUUUUCAAUUAAACUUUGUAAUAGGAGAGAAUGAAUUUCCGGAAGAUACUUCUAAAGGAGCAAAUACUACACUUAAUAUGAGCAAAAAUCAAGAACCUGAGGCAAAGAUCGAGGAACCUGAGGCGAAGAUUGAGGAACCUGAG
Molecule: messenger RNA, 941 nt
Organism: Ambispora leptoticha
Lineage: Eukaryota; Fungi; Glomeromycota; Glomeromycetes; Archaeosporales; Ambisporaceae
Source: the annotation of a GenBank genome assembly